GCUGUGCAAUGUAAUGCAUAAAGUCGUGCAGAGACAGGUCAGGAGCUUCAGUUAAUGUUCACAUCAAACAUCAGAGUGGAGAAACAGGUGAUGUCAGUGACUUUGACCGUGACAGGAUACAUGUUCUCAGUACCAAUCGAUCAUGCUUUGAAUGCCACAGACUAUCUGAGUGUUGUUGCUGACCAUGUGCUUCCCUCCAUGGCCACAGUUUCCCCAUUUUCUAAUGGCUACGUCCAGCAUGAUAAUGCACCAUGUCACAAAGCAGGAGUCCUCUCAAACUGGUUUCAUGAACAUGACAGUGAGUUCAGAUCUCAAUCCAGUAGAACACCUUUGGGUGAUGUGGUAGAACAGGAGCUUGGCAGCAUGAAUGUGCAGCGGACGAAUCUCCGGAAGUGCUGUGAUGCAGUCAUGUCGACAUGGACCAGAAUCUCAAAGGAAUGUUUCCAACAUCGUGUAGAAUCCAGGCCAUGAAGAGUUGAGGCUGUUUUGAGAGCAAAGCGAGGUUGUACCCAGUGUUAGAGUGGUGUUACUUAUAAAGUUCUUGCAUGUCAUUGUUGUCCAUCCAUCAGUGACUUCAGACGGGCAGGUGGUCCUCCAGAGUCACGUGGCCACGCUGAGCAUCCUUCGCAGAUCCAGCAGGCUGCGUGGCGUGUCUUCACUAGGUUACAGUGGGAGCCAGCGUGACUGCUGCCGCGCGUAGUCGCAGCACCUCUUGCCUCGAGUCUUUCUGCCGCUGGACAGCUUUCGGAAAUCGCAGGUUAUGCCACCCCAAAGGCUUCCUGGAUCCCCAGCCGUGAAAGAGAAGGGCUGAGCUCCAUUUUUCCCAAGGGUCCUGCUGCUUCGUACCCCUUCUUUCCCUUCUUCCCUCUGAUUAUUCCCCUCUCCCAACCUCACUAGACCCACUCGAACUCCCACAGCCCCACCUGACCCCUGCCACCCCUGACAUCCUCCACCCCAAGGACUUUUUGUCCAGUCACAUCACCUCCCCAACAUCAACACCAUACUUAGUCUCCCCUCCUACUUUUAUUUUAGCUACACACUAAGACUUACCCGCAGUCUCCUGCCCUCUUCAGAGAUCUGUUCUUUACCUACUGGCUGCGCGCCAGGCCCCAUGGCUACAGGAGGUCAUGCCCCUGAGAUAGAUGUGUUGAUCAACGUACAACAGGUGAAGGUGGAGGAGGAAGAUGAGGAAGAAUCUGUGGAGGAACAAGAGGAAGAUGAGGAGGAGGAGAAUUGGGAGAAAUCGCUGUCUGUGGAGCGCUUUGGAGACAUUAUCAGUGACUCUGCUUCUACCAGUAGAGACAGGAUGGGCCGACACUACACUGAGAAAGACUUUGAGUAUCACAGACACACAUUUCACCAUACGCACCACCCCUUGUCCACCCACCUGCCCCUGCCCCAGCGUUUACGUAAGAGGGUGCACAGCACGGAGAGAAGGCGCAAAAAGAAACGGAAGAAAAAAAAGACCUCUCUUCCCCCCUCCGAUGUUACACCCACCAUCCAUGAGGUAGAUGAGGAAGAGGUGGAGUCUGAGACAGAUGGACCGGGGGUGGCUGCCACUCCCACAGAGCUACCUGAUAUCCAACCACAGUUUAGUUUGGGGAGCCAAGAGGACUUGGAGGAACCCCUUCCGCUCACUACCUUCCACACGGAAAACGAAGAACAUCCGUUGUCGAGGAGAGCUGCACUCACUCUGAUAAAGGGGGCAGCUCAUAAGGGGGGAAUUGUUGUUCUUUGCCAGAAUUUGGAGGUGGAUGAGGAGGAAGCGGAUUGCCAAAGUGUGCCCCCAGGAUCAGAUCCCUCAAGUUCAACCACAAGCCGCGGCUGGUUCUGCAGGAAGCCCGUCCACCAUCGCCUGACAGGUGCCCAGCGGAGCAACUAUGACCUGCGGGAGCGGAUCUGCAUUGGCAGUAUGACCGCCCUGGAGACUGCCGUCUACCAGCAGGUGCCCACUGAUGAGGCUGAGGCCCAGAUGUUGGUCAGCGCUGAUCUGGAUGACAUGAAAAGUCACAGAUUUGAGGACAAUCCCGGGGUGAGACGCCACCUGGUGAAGAAGUCGUCCCGAUGUCAGGUGACCCGGACCAGCAACAGUUCCACACCACUAUCCAGCCUGAAGAAGAAGAAGAGAGCUGCAGAAAAGAAAACUCAUGAGUCUAAAAAAAGAAAGAAAAAAGGGAAAGCAAGCGCCAUUGAAAAAACUGAGAGAGCCAUGGGGGAUGUUUCCAAUACUCAGCAGUUGUUUGUGGAGCUGAACGAGCUGAUUGUGGAGAAGGAUCAUGAAAUGCGUUGGAAGGAGAGGGCCCGCUGGAUCAAGUUUGAAGAGGAUGUGGAGGAGGAGACGGACCGCUGGGGCAAACCUCAUGUGGCCUCACUCUCCUUCCGCAGCUUGCUGGAGCUUCGUCGCACCAUCACACAUGGUGCCAUCCUUCUGGACCUCGAGCAGAACUCUCUGCCUGGCAUCGCUCACCUGGUGGUGGAGACGAUGAUCAUCUCUGAUCAGAUCAGAGCAGAGGACAGAUCCAGCGUUCUACGGGCUCUGCUUCUCAAACACAGCCAUCCGAGUGAUUUCAAACAUCGUUUUCACCGCCACCACUCAACCAGCAGUCUUCAUGGCAGCUUCAAUCACAACCACGUCCAUGACACCAGUCUGCCACUAGUGGCUGAAGAGCACGAUGAACACCAGGACAACAAAGGGCCGGUAUACGACCCCAAACAAGACGUGUUUGUCAGCCUGUUUAAAUCUCUCCACCCUCUGCCUCCUGAGAGCCAUCCAGCCGCAGCCAGAUCGAUGAAACUGCUCGCCAAGAUUCCCAAAGAUGCUGAAGCAGUGAUCGUUUUAGUAGGAUGUGUUGAGUUUCUGGAGCAGCCAGCCAUGGCCUUUGUUCGGCUGAACGAGGCUGCGCUUCUGGAGUCGGUGCUGGAGGUCCCCGUCCCUGUUCGCUUUAUUUUCGUCUUGCUUGGUCCCAGUCAGACCAACAUGGACUAUCAUGAAAUUGGACGUUCCUUCUCCACUCUCAUGUCUGAUAAGAACUUCCAUGAGGUGGCCUACUUUGCUGACGACAGACAGGACCUGCUGAAUGGCAUCAAUGAGUUCUUGGACUACAGCAUCGUCAUUCCACCCUCAGACGUGGAGGGCAAAGACCUCCUGAAAACAGUGGCUGACUUCCAGAAGCAGAUGCUGCGCAAGAGGAAGGAAAGAGAACUCAAAAAGCACCACUCCUCAGUUGGAAUGUUGCAGGACAACAAAGACAUGAGUCCAGAGGAGGAGGAGGAGGGAGACCAGGAGGUGGACCCGUUAAAGCGUUCAGGGAUCCCAUUCGGAGGCCUGAUCCAUGACAUCCGACGCCGCUACCCACAAUAUGUCAGUGACUUAAAAGAUUCCCUGGACAUGCAGUGCAUUGCCGCUGUCAUCUUCAUCUACUUUGCGGCACUGUCGCCUACUAUAACCUUCGGAGGCCUGCUGGGAGAGAAAACAGAGGGCAUGAUGGGAGUGACUGAGCUCAUUGUUUCGACUGCAACUCUUGGAGUUAUAUUCUCGCUGCUUGCUGGUCAGCCCCUUCUCAUCAUUGGCUUCUCAGGUCCCUUACUGGUGUUUGAAGAAGCCUUCUACAAGUUCUGUCAGGCUCACAACUUUGAGUACCUGACUGGUCGAGUGUGGAUCGGUUUCUGGCUCAUCUUCAUCGUCCUGGUGAUUGUGGCAGCAGAGGGCAGCUUCCUUGUCCGUUACAUCUCACCCUUUACCCAGGAGAUUUUUGCUUUCCUCAUUUCCCUCAUCUUCAUCUAUGAGACUUUCUCCAAGCUCAUCAAAGUGUUUAAGGAACAUCCACUGAUGGCAAUGUACCCCAGUGACUCCUUCCCAGCUACCGAGGUUCAAGAUGUUGAAAACCCUAUCUUCAACCAGCCCAACACUGCUCUUCUUUCUCUGGUUCUUAUGAUGGGCACUUUCUUUGUUGCUUUCUUCCUCAGGAAGUUCCGAAACAGUCGAUUUUUAGGAGGCAAGGCCAGAAGAAUCAUCGGGGAUUUUGGCAUCCCUAUCUCAAUUUUGGUUUCGGUAUUAGUGGAUUACUCCAUUACUGACACUUACACACAGAAACUCGACGUGCCAUCGGGCUUUUCAGUCACAUCCCCUGACAAGAGAGGUUGGUUCAUCAGUCCCUUUGGUGAUAAGCAGCCCUUUCCAACCUGGAUGAUGGGAGCAAGUAUCAUACCUGCCCUUCUUGUCUUCAUCCUCAUCUUUAUGGAAACUCAGAUCACUUCAUUGAUAGUCAGUAAGAAGGAGCGUCGCCUGAUUAAAGGCUCAGGUUUCCACCUGGAUCUGCUGCUCAUCGUCAUCCUGGGUGCCAUCUGUCCCCUUUUCGGCCUGCCGUGGCUCACGGCAGCCACUGUGCGCUCUGUCACUCAUGUCAAUGCACUCACGGUCAUGAGCAAGGCCACGGCGCCUGGUGAAAAGCCCAUGAUCCAGGAGGUGAAAGAGCAGAGGCUGACCGGACUUCUUGUGGCUGUGCUUGUUGGUAUGUCCAUAGUGAUGACAGAUGUGCUCCGCCUUAUCCCUCUGGCUGUGCUCUUUGGUAUCUUCCUGUACAUGGGGGUGACCUCUCUGACGGGCAUCCAGCUGUAUGAACGCAUCACUCUUAUGGUCACGCCUGCCAAGCAUCACCCUGACCACAUCUACGUCACCAAGGUGAAGACAUGGCGGAUGAACAUGUUCACCGUCAUCCAGCUGGCGUGCAUCGUGGCUCUGUGGGUAGUGAAGUCUACUGAGGCCUCCCUGGCGUUCCCCUUUGUCCUCAUCAUGACGGUGCCGCUGCGCCGUCUCAUCCUCUCCAGGAUCUUUGAGGAGCGUGAGCUCCAGGCGCUGGACUGUGAUGAAGAUUCUCCCAACUUUGAUGAAGAUGGACGAGAUGAGUACAAUGAGAUCCACAUGCUUGUAUAAAUUGAAAUUAAACCCAGCGAACAUCCUCUAACUCUGAACAAUCAGAACAAGCCUCUUUGGAAACCUCAGCUGUGACAAGGCAAGAGGAGCAACUGUAAUGGUGUUAGUAAAUAUACAAAAAGCUGUAGCUGGAUAAUUACUUCUUAGCUUUGUUUAUUCCAUUUUUUUUUAAAAGAGCACACCUAAUGUUAGAUCUCUGUGGUGGUAGUGGUGUUGUGUUAACCUCCCUGAAGAAGUUCUGUCAGAGGCCAGUGAAUAGCUACCUGAAGUGGAAGAUACAAAUCUAAUAAACACCUAACUUACUUCAACACUAAUCCAACUUUUUAUCCUAUCUACCCCUUUAAUUACUCUGCAGGCUCUGGGCAUAGGUGCAAUGAUGAUGGUGACCUCUUGGCGUUCAGCAUGCUGCCUGAUUUAGGCUAAUUUUGGCACUGAGAGUGGGAAAAUGUGGUCAAUUUCCUUCCAUUCCACUUUAUUCAGGAAGUGGACUUUCAUCAUCGAAAUGUAUUAUUGUUCAGGUAAAUUGACCCUAAAUCUCAAACCCCUGAAAGACUCCCACUGCCUGAUUAGUUUAGCUGCCUUCUGCCUUUAUACUACUGACACUGCCUAUAGGUUGCCAUGAUGUGCAAACAAGGAGUUAAGUAGUCCUCUUCCUUUCUGUCCAGACUUUUAGUAAUGAGCACUUUGAAUGGGCGAAAGUUCACUUUUGUCACUGCCAACUGAGCUCCCUGGCACAAAGCCUCCUCUCUAAAUGUAGUCUCUCCCUGAAACCAAAAUCUCUACAGAGACUGUGCAAGCCUCUUCAAGGAGUGUCGCUGUACUUUUUUAGGUGUUUAAUGCCCAACAUACCAGUCCACUGACCUUAUUAUUGAGACCUUGGAUGUAUAACUAAACAGCUAACAUGGUCUCAACCUUAUUUUUCUACUUUGCUCUGUCUAUUUAUUUUGUAUCCUUUGGACUUAAUGCCACA
Xiphias gladius (swordfish) is the source of this 5903-nucleotide messenger RNA. It is a transcript of the gene slc4a3, whose product is annotated as solute carrier family 4 member 3. Gene Ontology annotation, biological process: transmembrane transport; regulation of intracellular pH; bicarbonate transport. Lineage: Eukaryota; Metazoa; Chordata; Actinopteri; Istiophoriformes; Xiphiidae. The transcript is spliced from 25 exons. Bases 1112 to 4933 code for a protein of 1273 amino acids. Gene Ontology annotation, molecular function: solute:inorganic anion antiporter activity; monoatomic anion transmembrane transporter activity. Gene Ontology annotation, cellular component: plasma membrane. The record is from RefSeq and is a predicted model, not a curated record.